Messenger RNA from Acanthoscelides obtectus, 315 nucleotides. The record is from the annotation of a GenBank genome assembly. NCBI's taxonomy places the organism in Eukaryota, Metazoa, Arthropoda, Insecta, Coleoptera, Chrysomelidae.
AUGUCUAACAAACAGUUCUCUAGGUCAAGCAAAAUCCACGGUGGUGUUUGUAUUUAUGUCAAUAAUAAGUUUAGUGCUAAGCCUUUGUGUGACAAAGUUUUAAACAUUUCUGAGGAGUUACACUUUGAGGUUGCUGGUGUCACCUGUUUGGAUGGCACACAAAUUCUAACCAUAUAUAGAUCACCAAAUGGAGACUUCAAUAUAUUCUAUAAUAAGCUUCAAAUACUACUUAGUACUUUAGACUAUAAGCAAAAUAUAAUCAUAUCUGGUGAUUUUAUUUUAAAUUUAACACUCACGACAAGCAUGCCAAUGUGA